GGCAGUCAGGACCAGUAUAAAAGCCAGUCCAAGAGCAGGCUCCCUCAUCCACUUCUCUUGCCUUCUCCUCCUUGCUGAACAAGGUGUCCGUCCAUCCCACAGCCAUGUCCUGCUACGAUCUGUGCCGUCCCUGUGGCCCAACCCCGCUUGCCAACAGCUGCAACGAGCCCUGCGUCAGGCAGUGCCAGGACUCCCGCGUGGUGAUCCAGCCCUCUCCCGUGGUGGUGACCCUGCCCGGCCCCAUCCUCAGCUCCUUCCCCCAGAACACCGCCGUGGGAUCCACCACCUCGGCUGCCGUUGGCAGCAUCCUGAGUGAGGAGGGAGUGCCCAUCAACUCCGGGGGCUUUGGCCUCUCUGGCCUUGGUGGCCGCUUCUGUGGCAGGAGGUGCCUGCCCUGCUAGAGCCGGCCUGGACGUCCAGCGAGCGCGUCGACCAGCAAGCCCAAAGCCAGGUGCCGGACUGAGGAUGGAGCUGCUGGCCAGAGUUUCCAGAAGGACUGAUCUUCCUCGUGGCCUUUUGUAUGCUAGGGAGUGAAUCAAACUGCUGUCUCUAUACACGGCCAGCAUAUGUCUUACUCCUGAAAUUCCUGCUUUUGUUAACUUUCCUUUUUUCUGUGGUUUUGAAUUUCACUUUGUCUGGGUAUUAUGCUGUACUUUGCAAUGAUCAGUGGAUGGGUUUUAUUCAGGAGUUAAAGAAAAUUGUAGUCUUGCUUGCUGUCUUUCAUUUAGAAUGGUUCAAAUGACUUCUUUCCCUUAUAUAAAUAUACAUAUCUUUUUUGUUUUGCAGCAUACUACUUGACUUUUUAUCAUUAAACUGAUGUUGCAUGUGAA
Molecule: messenger RNA, 830 nt
Organism: Tyto alba (common barn owl)
Lineage: Eukaryota; Metazoa; Chordata; Aves; Strigiformes; Tytonidae
Product: feather keratin 1
Exons: 2
Coding region: 105-401 (98 amino acids)
Cellular component (GO): intermediate filament
Molecular function (GO): structural constituent of cytoskeleton
Source: RefSeq, a predicted model, not a curated record